Molecule: messenger RNA, 776 nt
Organism: Oppiella nova
Lineage: Eukaryota; Metazoa; Arthropoda; Arachnida; Sarcoptiformes; Oppiidae
Source: the annotation of a GenBank genome assembly
UCUCUUACAGGGGAUCAGGAGUUGUGGCGAUUGUCGUGCUAUAAGGCGUGGGACAGCCACUCGAGCGCCGCCCUAAUCGCCAAUUACGGCAAUAACUGGCGCCAUAUGUUUGUCGAGCGGGUGAGGCCUAACUUCAACGGCGCGUACAUCAGUCGCACCACUUAUAUACGUCAGGGGGAGGCCUCCUUCCAGGACGUGCACUACCGGCCCUGUUAUCUCGUCGAGUACUACCGGUAUAUACGGUUUUUCCCGAACGGUCACGUGUUGAUGUUGACCACCGCUGACGAUCCGCACCAGAGUUUGCCAUCACUUCGGCACCGGAAACCUAAGAACAGUAACGUCUUGAGCGGUCACUACCGGAUCAACGGGCAGACCAUUUCGAUAGUCAUCAAAAGGGACUACAUCUCGGAUGGCAGUCAAACGGCGCGUAAGUAUAAGCAUAAGAAUCGCGACCAAUCCGUGUCCACCCAGACGUUCAACAUAUCGCUGGACGUGAAGACUGUGCGGAAUAGGCGUAACCAUCAGCUCCUGUGGUCUCACUAUUCAGUGCACUAUAGGAAACCCAACGGACAGGAAAUGGUGACUGACUUUGAUUUGACGGCCAAUAAGUUCCCGUCGUUUUGGUUCUCAAGAGUCAAGAGUUAUGUGACGACCGCUGACCACAAACUCGCGUGAAUUGGCCGACAAUUUGUGGUCAUUUUUUGGUGAUCAGCUCAUCAAUGGUUUAAUUGUUAUAUUCACUGAUAUUUCAUAUAUGAAUAUAUUUAUCAAAUAUA